Tetrapisispora phaffii CBS 4417 is the source of this 315-nucleotide messenger RNA. It is a transcript of the gene PET117, whose product is annotated as Pet117p. The record is from RefSeq and is a predicted model, not a curated record. The transcript has a single exon. Lineage: Eukaryota; Fungi; Ascomycota; Saccharomycetes; Saccharomycetales; Saccharomycetaceae. Gene Ontology annotation, cellular component: mitochondrion. Gene Ontology annotation, biological process: mitochondrial respiratory chain complex IV assembly. Bases 1 to 315 code for a protein of 104 amino acids.
AUGAGCAGGGCUAGUAAGAUUACAUUAGGUGUCACAUGCUUGCUAACGGCAAUCACCAUCGCAACAGUGCAUAUAGUGCAAGAAGUUGAGAGGGAGACGUUACACCAGGGUCCGAUUAAAGAUGCCAAGAGAGUAGCUGAAAAGAGGUUACAAAAGGAGCAAGAUCAAACGAGAUUGGAUGCAGAGGCCGCAGAGAAAGCACGUAAAAGAGAAUUCAAUAAAAAUGAUCAUGCAUAUCAGCAGGAGCUGAGGAAGAAGUAUGAAGCAAUCCAACCUUUAUCUGGAGAGGUGGUGACAGCUGAAUCUGAUAAAUAG